AUCCACCAUUUUUUUUUGAAGCUUUCUUAUUAUUUCCCCCCUCCUCUUUAAAGGGUUAACGCAGAGAAAGGUAGAAGAUACAGAAGAAGAACCAAACUCCAGCAAUGGCCGCCAAAGUCUAUAUUGUUUACUAUUCUAUGUAUGGACAUGUUGAGAAAUUAGCUCAAGAGAUACAGAAGGGAGCUGCAACUGUUGAAGGAGUUGAGGCAAAACUAUGGCAGGUACCUGAAACUCUUUCAGAAGAUAUUCUUGCAAAGAUGGGUGCACCACCAAAGAGUGAUGCACCUCUCAUUACAGCCAGUGAGCUUGCUGAAGCUGAUGGUAUUCUCUUUGGUUUCCCCACAAGAUUUGGAAUGAUGGCAGCCCAGUUUAAAGCCUUCAUGGACUCUACUGGUGGCCUCUGGGGAACACAAGCUCUUGCAGGCAAGCCUGGUGGGAUUUUCUACAGCACUGGCUCUCAAGGAGGCGGACAAGAGACUACCCCAUUGACUGCAAUUACUCAGCUGGCUCACCAUGGCAUGCUUUUCGUGCCAAUUGGUUACACCUUUGGAGCUGGCAUGUUUGAGAUGGAAGAGGUGAAAGGUGGAAGUCCUUACGGUUCCGGGACAUAUGCUGGGCAGGGUGCAAGGCAGCCUUCUAAGCUAGAGCUUGAGCAGGCAUUCCACCAGGGCAAGUACUUUGCUGGCAUUGCCAAGAAGCUCAAGACAGCUGCUUGAGUUCAUUCAAAAAUAUUUUCCCACCUAGAAUUUUGUUGUUUUCAGUAUGCAUAUUAUUAUUAUUAUUUUUUCCGUCAUUCUACAAUACUACUACACUAUAUUAUGGAGUUUACUGAUCGAUAAAUUAUUAUUUCUAGAAUAAAUUUGGUAAUUAGAAUCAUGCUUCAAUUUCUUUUAGUUAAAACUCAUGUGAGGCUCAUAAAGUUAAACCUGCAUUUGGAAGCUUAGUUUGAAAUGUAAUUGCAGUUUGAAUUUGAAUUAUCAAAGGCUUAUGUA
This is a messenger RNA of Carica papaya (papaya), 992 nucleotides long. Its product is annotated as putative NAD(P)H dehydrogenase (quinone) FQR1-like 1. Gene Ontology annotation, cellular component: membrane. The record is from RefSeq and is a predicted model, not a curated record. Gene Ontology annotation, molecular function: NAD(P)H dehydrogenase (quinone) activity; FMN binding. NCBI's taxonomy places the organism in Eukaryota, Viridiplantae, Streptophyta, Magnoliopsida, Brassicales, Caricaceae.